Seminavis robusta is the source of this 2585-nucleotide messenger RNA. NCBI's taxonomy places the organism in Eukaryota, Bacillariophyta, Bacillariophyceae, Naviculales, Naviculaceae. The record is from the annotation of a GenBank genome assembly.
CCUAUUAUUACCGGUUCUACCUACUGGUAUUGAGCGCUUUCGUCCUCGCCUAUCCGAUUUGCGGACCCAAUUGCAAGUACAUUUCACGCCGUUGGCGAAGAACAAACACAUCAACAACAAGGACCAGCGGGAAGGCAAGAUACCAUUAUACCAUCGGCAUCUUCCAGGCACGGAAACUCUGGCGGCUUUGAUUUCACAAAGAAGAUAGCGGACACAAUCUCAAGCCUCUCUACUUUACUGCUGUCUACCUCUCCAGAUAUUUCUAUUCGUUACCAUGCGACUUUUGACCCACAACUUCUUGCAGUCCAACGUGAAGGGAACCGAAAAGGGUUACCCUCUGGGCAUUGAACGAGGAGCGGAACUUUCUGUGGAAUCGUCGCCUGUGAAUCGCAAUCUGGUGCUCAAGAUGCUUAACAAAGUCGACUAUUCGGCGCUGGUGUCUAUCACAAACAAUCUACGAGAAGAACGCCAAGAAGAUAUCCCAGAGCUACCACCCUCAUUGCCUGAAACCUUGGAAGAAGAGACCAUUGCCAACUACCACAAGGUCCUCUUUGAUGUCCAGCUGGUCAAUGGCUUUCUGGUAUGCCCGGACACGGGACGCAAGUUUCCUGUCAAGGAUGGAAUCCCAAACAUGAUUCUACACGAAGAUGAAAUCUAAGGAAGAUGUCAACAACAACCAGCACUCUUUGGGGGCCAUUCUUACAACACAAAAGCAGCCGUUUGGUUGCAUGCUGGUUUAGUGUUCCUGGAAGGAGAUUCCAUCACGUUGCUCUGGGCAAACUGUACAAUAGAACAUUAGGUAAUGAACGAACGAUUUUGUUCAUUCCCUGGUUUGUAAAUCUAGAAAUCAACUCAAGAACAGUGGACACUCGUUGAGAAAGUCGUGAAGAAUUCCCGGGCCCGAGAUUGGAAGCCGUAGCUACAUGUACGGUUCAAGUACAUGGCAUGUACUGGAAUGUACUUGAACCGUACAUGUAGUAAUCUAGGCUUGAUAUGUUAGAUGCACGUUGGGAGUUAAUAAUGUAGCCAUCCAGUGUAUCGGUAUGUCAGUACGACCUCAGGAUGUGGAUAGGAACAUUAUGAUGGAAUUAGCUGAGGUAGCUAACUAGCUGGCUGCUCACACAAUCGUAGCGACCGUGAAUUAGGUCAAUUGGCCAUUGAUAGCUUGAGCGGCCCACUGGAAGAUGCCUACUGUAUGAUGAUUGGCCUUCAAUGAACACAUCAUACCGUACAUCUCAAACAGGCACAGGAAACGUUCAAAAAUCUUUGUAGCUAGACCUGGAGGUCCAGAUGACAUGCUUUCCAAAUCCGAUGCCCACAAGUCCUCGUUGGUGUAAGGUUGCUGGAUGCUGAGAAGCAGGCUCUCAAAGCUUACAACCAAACACAUGGCUGAGAUGCAGGGUAUUAGUACCGGUACACUGUAUUAGCCCUCAAACCAGGUUUGAGGACUGUAGCCCACCAACACCCUGCUGGCGACUCUAUCAAGCUCUUUGCCACCUUCGCUCAGUCAAGAGAGCAACGAGACCCGACAUCAACACAAUAGUAUCAAACCAUUAGCUAGUGUUAUCCAACUCUGAACACUGCUCCUAUUACCAUACAGGAGACAGGAGCAGGUGUUUAAACACACUGUAUCAUCAGGUAUAGAAGUUGUGUAAUAGACCAUCAAAAGUUCUCUGGUCAGUUGCAUUUAUCAAAUGUACAUGAAUACAAUAAUAUAGAGCUUUUUGAGUUGAUCGUAUAUGAUACAGUCCCCCCUGGUAGGGGUAUCCACGAACUGGGCUCUUUCGGCGUACCGUACAAGAAUAGCUUGAGGUUUCGAACGAUCAUCAAAAUAAAUUGUCAGCAUUUACAUUGAUGCCCGAAAUCAACUCAACACAUCUCAAGCCAACAUAUAUCGUAUAUCAAAUUAUAGCGGCACACAUACAUCUAGUGCCUCGUGAAAAUUUCGGUUUGUCUUUACGGAUGCUUCGGAUGUGCAUGCAUUAUUUGCUCUUGUCAUUGGUUUGGUUCGUUAACUGGUUGCGAUAAUCAUUCGCUGCUCGUUCCAAAAAUCCAGUGCCAGCCAGAGUUGGCGGUUAGAUAACGAAGCGGAUUAACUUGAUCUUGAAUGGUGGCGCCAUGAACCGAACCAAACCAAACCGAAGUCCCAGCCUAAUUCUUGAUGGCUUCAGAUGAAGCGGGAUCUUCGAGCGAAGGGAAUUGGAAUAUGUUGACAUUGGCUCGAUCUUUCUUCAAAUGAUUCAAUGUUCCUCUUCGAAACUUGACGAUUUCCAACCACUGUGUUUUCUCCUGGCCUUGCUGCAUUGCCCUGGCUUCCGUUGCGAUUUGCUGAAGGAACAUAUCCGCCGUAGUCAACAGCUUGUCAACCUUUUCAAGAUGAUCCUCUUGGCUUGUUUUCGCAUCCGGGGAAGGCCAUUCCAAUUCCAGCAAACCCUCUUGAAUCUGACGAAUCGUUCGCGACAACUCUUCGUCAUAAAACUCGAGCGGGGACUUCGUCAUGGUCUGCUUCGUGCAAGAAGGUGGAACAAUGAGCUGCUCGUUGUGUCUCCUUUUUGAGACCCCCAAAACCAACGUUUUGGCUAAAA